UGCGUGGUGGCCAUGGAGAACAACAUGACCUGCGCGCUGCUGAACCCCGACGACAAGAACGCCCCGCCCAAGUCGUUCACCUUCGAUGGCGCAUACUUCACCGACAGCACCACCGAGGGCAUCUACGGGGACGUGGCCUUCCCGCUCGUCGAGAGCGUUCUGGAGGGCUACAAUGGCACCGUCUUCGCCUACGGACAGACGGGCUGCGGCAAGUCCUUCACGAUGCAGGGCGUGCACGACCCCCCUACCCAACGGGGCAUUAUACCCAGAGCGUUCGAACACAUCUUCGAGGUGAUCCAGACGACAGAAAACAUGAAAUUCCUCGUCUUGGCGUCUUAUCUCGAGAUCUACAACGAGGAGAUACGGGACCUCCUCGGAGCGGACGCCAAGAAGAAGCUCGACCUCAAGGAGCACCCGGAUAAGGGGGUCUACGUUCAGGGCCUGUCCCAGCACCCCGUCCACAACACGGGCGAGUGCGAAGAGCUGAUGGACCGCGGCUGGAAGAACCGCUCCGUCGGCGCCACCCUCAUGAACGCCGACUCCUCUCGCUCGCACUCCAUCUUCACCAUCACGUUGGAGAUGAUGGACACCACCGGGGAAACGGACGCCAUCCGCAGCGGCAAGCUCAACCUGGUGGAUCUGGCGGGGUCCGAGAGGCAGGCCAAGACAGGAGCCACGGGGGACCGCCUGAAGGAGGCGACGAAGAUCAACCUGUCCCUCAGCGCCCUCGGGAACGUGAUCUCGGCGCUGGUGGACGGCAAGAGCAAGCACAUUCCUUACAGGGACUCCAAGCUCACGCGGUUACUCCAGGACUCCCUCGGCGGCAACACCAAGACCCUGAUGGUGGCCUGCCUGAGCCCCGCCGACAACAACUACGACGAGACCCUGAGCACGCUACGCUACGCCAACCGGGCCAAGAAUAUCAAGAACAAGCCCAAGAUUAACGAGGACCCGAAGGACGCCAUGCUGCGCGAGUACCAGGAGGAGAUUCAGAAGUUGAAGUCGCUUCUGGAGCAGCAGGGCGUCCAGGAGACGACCGAGUCGUGGGCUACGAAAGUCCAGCCUGAAGCCGUGGUCUCCGUGGUGGCCCCGGACGAGAGCGCCCUGGAGGAGGAGCGGGAGAAGGUCCGCCGCGAGUACGAGCAGAAGAUGAUCAAGAUGAAGGAGGAGAUGGAGGCGGAGCAGGCCAACAACGCCCUCCUGCAGGCCAACAUGACCAACCUCAAGAAGCAGUACGAGGAGGAGGUCAAGAUGGUCAACGAGAAGGCCAAGGUGGCGGCGAUGGAGGCGCAGCAGAAGGAGGAGGCCCUCAAGCAGCAGCAGCUCCUCCUGCAGCAGACGCAGAGCCAGGCCGCCCCCCAGCAGGCACCGGGGUCCGUUCCUCAGCAGCAGUUCCCGCCGGAGGUCACGGACGGGGACCCGGAGGACACCAUCUUCCUCCAGGAGGCGCCGGGGCAGAAGGGGCCGCUGAAGGGGAAGGCUGUCGUGGCGGCGAAGGCCACGGCGCAGGACAAAGCUCCUGAGAUGAUGAAUUCCAUGCAGAAGGAAGCCCUGCAUAGACUGAAACAACUGGAACAGCAGAUGGUGGGCGGCGAGAAGAGCCAGGACAAGGAGCUGAAAGUGAAGCGGAAACAGAGGAAGAAAUACCACGAGAAAAGACUCAAGAUCCUCAGCGAAGCUCUCAAGACGGUCGACGAUCAAGACGGGAUCAUGAUCAAGGUCUAUGACGACAUUCACGAGGAGCUGAAGGCCAAGACGGAGCUGGCCAAGACGCAGAAGCUGAAGAUCAAGUCGAUGGAACAGGAGAUCCAGGACCUGACCUCGGAAUUCCAGGAGGAGAGGACGGACUACCUGGAGACCAUCCGCCGGCAGGAGCAGCAGAUCAAGCUCCUACAGGGGAUUAUCGACAAGGUACAACCCACGAUCCGACGAGACUGCAACUACAGCAACGUGGAACAGAUCAAGAAGGAAGCGGUGUGGGAGGACGAGUACCAACGGUGGAAGCUGCCCGACCUGGUCAUCGUGAAGACCAAGCUCCCUCCGCCAGGACCCACCGGCACGCUGACUCAGUCUGACACUGUCAACAACCAGUACAACAACAACACCGACUUGAGCAACAGCUACAACAACAACAACAGCGACAGCAAGUCGGUGCGCAUCCAGCCGGGGGGGCGGUUCCCCUCGCAGACGGCGCCCGCCAGGCUCGGCAUGUGGGACGACGACCACGACGAAGACAAAUUCCUCAAGAAGCUGCAGAAGGGGGAGGAGGAGGACAUCGCCGGCACUUAUUUCAAGCCGAAGCGAGCUAAUGAAUUGCUCGUGAGGUUUCAGGACGAUGCGAAUACCCUAGCCAAGCCCCUGAGCAAGAAGAACAGCUCGAGCAACAACGCGCUCAACGUGAGCAUGAGCCAGAGCAUGUGGGGCAACACGCUCAACCUCAACUCGUCCUUCAACAACUCCAGCAACUCGUACAACUCGUCGUGGGGCUCCAACUCCUCCUCCUCGAGCGUGGGGGGGACGGGGUAGGGGGGUCAUGAGCAACGGAUGGCUAGGAGGCGGUUUCUCGUCGAUCUCGCCCGAAAUGUCCCUCCGACGUCCCACUCGACUCGAGGCGCUGCCGACCAUGGACUCGAGGAGGACGCGGAAGAAGAGCAAGGACGUGCUGCACACGCUCGACCUCAUCU
This is a messenger RNA of Penaeus vannamei (Pacific white shrimp), 2684 nucleotides long. The record is from RefSeq and is a predicted model, not a curated record. NCBI's taxonomy places the organism in Eukaryota, Metazoa, Arthropoda, Malacostraca, Decapoda, Penaeidae.